AUGGCCGCUCCAACAGAACAGCGAAUAGCUGUUCCUAUUGACGACCCAAAUGCGGAUACUGAAUGGAACGAUAUACUCCGUAAACACGGCGUCAUACCCGAAAAGCCCCCCUCUCCUACACCUAUGAUAGAAGAAGCUAUACAUGAGGCCCGCCGAAUAGCGCAUGAGAACAGGCUGGAGGGGAAAGAGCUCGAUGAGCUUGACGCGCUAGAAGACGAAGAAGACGAUGCUUUUCUAGAACAGUACCGACAGAAGCGAAUUCAAGAGUUAAAUAGUUUGACUAAGAAGUCAAUACACGGCACAGUCUAUCCGCUGUCAAAACCGGAGUAUUCGCGUGAGGUAACAGAAGCCUCACACAAGGGGCUCGUUUUUGUCAAUCUCACAUCCUCACUUGGUACCAACAUCGAAUCGAGGGUUUUAUCAGAGCUUUGGGCGCAGGCAGCAAAAGAAUAUGGUGAUGUUAAGUUCUGCGAAAUACGAGCGGACAAGGCAAUCGAAAAUUAUCCAGAUCGCAAUUGCCCAACCAUUCUUGUGUAUAAGAAUGGUGAUAUUGCGAAACAAAUAGUCACUCUUGUCACUAUGGGUGGUGUGCGAAUAAGCAUGUUAGAUAUCGACAACUUGCUAGUCGAGGUGGGCGCGGUGGAUGAGAAAGACAUGAGAGUAGUAAAAAGGAAGAGAGAUGCAGAGGAUGCGAAGGAAGAGCAACUAAUGGGGAAAGGGAUCAAGAGUGGCAAUCUCAAACAUGCAGCCGCUAACGACGACGAUGAUGAUGAUUGGGAUUGA
This is a messenger RNA of Daldinia childiae, 783 nucleotides long. RefSeq names its product Phosducin-like protein 2. Gene Ontology annotation, biological process: protein folding. The record is from RefSeq and is a predicted model, not a curated record. Gene Ontology annotation, cellular component: cytoplasm. Lineage: Eukaryota; Fungi; Ascomycota; Sordariomycetes; Xylariales; Hypoxylaceae. The transcript has 2 exons. Bases 1 to 783 code for a protein of 260 amino acids.